AUGUCUCCAAGGACCAACGACCCUGAGCGGGUCUCAAUGUCACAGUCCAUGCAUACCUCCAUGGUUCAAGGAAUCUCAAAUCUUGCCUCAAGAUCAAUCCAGGAUGAUGAAUUGUCGAGCCAUGACAGCUCUUCGAUGUGUUCAAGUAUUCCUACAAGCCAUGGAAAUCCCCAGGACAUGAAAGACUGGACUUUGAACCACUCAGACCAGCCCAUUAAGCAAGACUCUUCCGAGGUGCACAUGCUUUCUUUCUCGCUGUCUCAGCAGCUGAUGACCCCCACGGUCGGACCAAAUGAUGUGAUGUAUUCUGGCGUGGACUUCCCAGCAGUCCCAGACAUGAAUGACCAUGAAAUGUCCCGGGAUCUCUAUACUUCUUUCCUGGACUUUUCCUCUGUUGAAAAUGAUGUCUGCCACAGGAAUGGCACCCCAGAUGAUGCUCUUUCCAUCGGACACAGCUCCCACACCGAGGACGGCCACUAUAUCACAGGCCCUGAAUCAUGGACCCCCAUGAUGCAUGACGGCCAAUACCCAGGAACCACCAUGGACCAAUUUUCGUCAGGUCUAUUCCAGACUGUCCCAGUCUCCCCACCACUGACCGACGCAAGCAAUGAUGUUUCUGUCACUUCCUCUUGCUCUAACUCUGGAUUCCCUUCAUUUAUGGGCCCUGAUGAUUCACUCCUCGGAGAUUUUACCACUUCGCCCCUCGGAACCCAUGGAAUCAACCCAGCAGAGCCCCUGUUCCCCAACACUCUUGACAGGGACCUCCACAGGACCAUUAGACCAACCAGACAGUCCCGCCGUUCAGCUCUGCCAGCUGCUCAGCCCAAGGUCGAACCAGAGUUCUUCCAACCGCUCCCCGUGAGAGAGCAGGUCCGCCAGCGAUCCAAGGAAGGUGUCGAGGCUCGCAACCCGCGGGAGCACCACUACUACUCCAUGUCCACCCACAGCGAUGGAAAAUACUACUGCCCAUUCGCUACCGGAGAGAAACCCUGCAGUCACCCACCCACCACGCAAAAAUGCGCUUACCAGCAAGUUCUCCCCAAGUACCUGGACUCCCAUCUGAAGCCCUACCGGUGCAAGGCCCCCGCCUGCAUUGAUGCCCAGCUCCGCUUCUCUUCCAACGCUUGUCUCUUCCGCCACGAACGUGAAGCCCACGGCCUCCAUGGCCACGGAGAUAACCCCCACCUCUGCCUGUGGGAGGGCUGCGAACGUGCUGUUCCAGGCAAUGGAUUCCCCCGGAGAUGGAACCUCUACGACCACAUGCGCCGUGUCCACGACUAUGCCACCUCCGAGCGUCAGAGCUCACCCGAGACCUCGCCCGGCGCUGGUCAGAUCAAGAAGAAGGAACCCGCUAGCCGUAAGAGGAGAGUCACCGGUGCCACUCCCGCUCCUACUAUGAAGCGCACUCGCUCCGUCCACUCCCAGGCUGGUUCUGUCAAGGCUACCCAGGCCUCUGCGAGCCUCGGUCAGCGUCUCCAGACUGCUGAGCGGAACUACGACAAGUGCCGCGUGCGCCUGUUGGAAGAGUUGACCAACAUCACUCCCCAGGAUACCUCCAUGCACGAGCGUGUCAACGCCGGUCUCCAAGAACUGUUUACUUUGGGCUUGAACUACCGUCACAUCGAGGCCAGCCAGGCUGUUUCCCAGAUGCCAAGUGGACUGCCCGCGUGA
Penicillium arizonense is the source of this 1671-nucleotide messenger RNA. Its product is annotated as putative C2H2 finger domain protein. Lineage: Eukaryota; Fungi; Ascomycota; Eurotiomycetes; Eurotiales; Aspergillaceae. The transcript is spliced from 3 exons. The record is from RefSeq and is a predicted model, not a curated record. Bases 1 to 1671 code for a protein of 556 amino acids.